CCCGCAGCCCACACUGGCGCCAAAUUUCCCUCCGCCCUCCUCGCAUCUGCUUCGCUCUGGUCAAUAAUACCAGCGGCAGCGGAGGGAGCACCUAUCUCACCUCAUCCUCCUCCUCCCUACCGACGCCGUCCGUCCCCGCAAGGCAAGAAGCCGACUAGGGUUCAAGCUCCGGGUACCGCAAAGCCCUCGCCCGCCGCCGCCCCUCCUCUCUGUAAGACGGCUUGGCGCCGCCGACCCACCCACCGGCGGCUUUUCUCGAUUCGUCCGCACCUCGCCUUCUCCAGGAAACGCUUGACAUUUGUGUUGUCAAUCUGAUUUUGCUGCCAACACAGUCAAUCAGCCACAAUGUCUGUUCAGAGUCAGAGACGAAGGUCUCAAAGAGUCAAGGACAUCCGUGUAAUAUACUCUGAAGAAGACGGCGAAACUGAUUUCUGCCCCUUGAAGUCUAUCAAAACUGAGAUUGUUGAUCCUGAAGAGGCUAGUUCCCAGGAGCCUAUUGGAACUAGAAGCUGCUUUGGUGCAAUCCUUGCCCUUCCUUCACCAACAAAAACUAAUGAUGCUCCUGUUGCUGACAAUGAGGUUGGGCAAAAUGUUUCUCUCAAGGAUCUAAGAGCUCAGUAUAAAGCUAAGAUCCUCGAGACGAAUCAGACUCAGUUUAUUGAUCUUGAGAAUGAAAAACCGGAUGAGGAAGUUGAUCUGGAUGAGCCCCUUAUUGCCUUGAAACGCAAGAGACAAAAGACAACCCCUCGCAAAGCAAAAAAGAAGAUAGACGCGCCUGCUUCUCCACAUUCGCCGCAAGGUGAAGAUACAAUAUCAAAGAGGGACGUGACUAGUCCUACACAAACUUCCCCACCAUUGCACUACUCAAGGGCGGUGAAGCUUGGAAGAAGAGCUUCGGACCUAAAACAUUUGGAAAUUGAAAAUGCUAUUGACAGUACUGAAAAAAUGGUUGGAGAGGAUGUUUGCCGUGCAGAAAUGGAGAACAGGAUAUGUAGCAGAAUAGAAACAGAGGUCCAUGAGGCUGCAGUAUCUACAUUUUAUGAAACCAACUCCUUUGAGUGUGUGCCUCAGGAGCCAGUAGAGGAUAAUGGAUGUGUGCAUCAGCCUGGUUUCAUCACCCAACCAACCGAACUAAGUGUUUCAGAUCAUUCAUGUGAACUUCCUCACAGUGUUGAAGCAUAUCUGGAUGACAAUGUAUUGCAUAACAAGACAACUAACAAUGUUUCUUCAUCAGAUUGCAUUAAUGAAGUGAACAAUCAUCAGAAACCAUUAGAGGAAAUAUCCAAUUCAGAUGUGAAUACGUCUUCUAUUGGGAGUGAACUUUUGUUUUGUUCUGUUGGAAAGUCUUGUGAUUAUUAUGUAGAUAAUGAUGGAUACUGCUAUCCAGGACCUGUCCAAGUUAAUACACCGGAAAUCAUCAGGGCUGUGGAAGAGCCUUCUCCAAAUGAUGAGUUUAAUACUAUGCAAAAUUCAUGUGAAAGCACUGAGAUGAAUUGCACUUCACUUGAGGAGGCUGUGCAGAUGCAGGCAGAAGGUCAAUUAGAUUCAGUUGUCUGCCAUGGUGUUAGAACAAAUGAUAUGUUACUGCAUAUGAAUGUUGCACAACCAGCCACUGACUAUAAUUUUACUUUCGACAAGACUCUUGACUUGGUUCAUGCUGCCAAUUUUGACACACAAGACGGGCGGCUAGAAAGUAUAGUUUUUGAUGCUCUGAAUAAUCAUGUGCAGAGGAAGAGUUUGGAUACUGAAACUUUUGUUGGAGUCUCAGAUUCUGCUGUGAUACGUAGCCCACCGGUUGAAGCAAAUGCUGUGCAUGAUAGUCAACUCUUAUCUGCCAGUCACAAGGAGGCUUCAUCAAAGGAUAUGAAUCAGCUAAAUUGUGCAAUGAAUGACGGCAUUUGUAGAUCAGUUAAUGAUCAAGUAGCAGCAGAAGAUAUUGGUUUUCAGCAUCAGUUAUUCCAAGCUUGCGUUGAAAUGGACAAAGGUGGCUGUGUAACAUCAGAGAGCUCCUCUGUUUCUAAGGAAAUACAAGAAAUUCCUGCUGGAGCUUCAAAUUCAGCUGUUACUCACCAGAAAGCCAGUGGACAAACAAAGAAGUCAGACGUUUACUUUGAUGAAGAAUCAAUUGAAGAGCAUACUCCCAAAAAACUGUUGUCCAAGAGAAAGAUCAUGUCACCAACUUCUCAGGAGAAGCUUUGUAAUGCUUUGACUGGUAUUGAUUUGCGUGGAGUUGAAAGGCUGAAGAAGAAGAUACAUCUUGAAGAUUGUGAUAGAAAUAGACAAACAUUACCUCACACAACAAAUAGGCAAGACCAAUCUGUGGUAAGCACAGACAGGAAAAUUAAGGAUAGAACUCUCUCCUCUGCAAGCAAAGGAGUUCUGAAGUCAACAGAAUCCCAAUCCCCUCAACUGACAACUUGUGCUUGCAUGAGAAGGUCAUCAGCUCUCUUGGACCCUAGGAAAGUUGUUGAGUUUUCAGAGAGACAAAUGCACGACAUAGAGAACAUUGCAGCAAAUCUUAUCAGAAGCUUGAAGCAGAUGAGGAGUAUAGUGGACGAAAGUUUGUCAUCAGAGGCACUUGCUUUGCUUCCCAAUGUUAAUUCUGCUGAGAUCAGAGCAGCAUCUGAGGAUGCAUUGGAAGUGGAAAGAACUACAAGGAAAUGGUUGACAAUAAUGAACAAAGAUUGCAACCGCUUCUGCAAAAUAUUGACAGUAGAGGGGAAAAAGGCCGCUUCUCAUUCUGAAGUGCUGAGGAAACGGAGGAAGAUAACAUUUGCAGAUGAAGCUGGAGGAACGUUGUGCCAUGUAAAGGUGUUUAGUGAUGGACAAACCUCUCCUUCUGAAUGCCAGAGAGAGUUAUGAACAUCAUUUGGAGUGGUUGCAUCAAGCAACUCUUAUCAUCAUAAGGUGCUUUGUAA
This is a messenger RNA of Lolium rigidum, 2918 nucleotides long. RefSeq lists its product as uncharacterized. The transcript has 7 exons. The coding region runs from base 346 to 2862 and encodes 838 amino acids. Lineage: Eukaryota; Viridiplantae; Streptophyta; Magnoliopsida; Poales; Poaceae. The record is from RefSeq and is a predicted model, not a curated record.